CGAGUGAGGAGGGAGCCUGCUGAUUACGGUAUACUGGUAGUGACAGUAAGUGUCUCCAUUAUACACCCGCAUGGAGCAGAGACUAGCUUCAUGUGCUAGAUUCUUGCUUGUAGAUCUGUGUUCUGCAUUGUCAAUGUUAGGGUCCUCUGAACAUUGAUUCUUGGUGAUUUGUUCCGCCUAUUGUACUGCUUGUUCAUUCAUUCAUUAUACACCCGCAUUGAACUCGGGGAGGCUGCCAUCAAAGCUUAGAGCGCCAUGGGCGCAUCCGCAGCUGUGAGCUCCAUCGUUGGUCGGCACCUGAUUGCUUCUGAUGGUGAUGUCUGCCGGCCCAGGAAGCGAUGGCAGCGGCCCACAUUAUCGGUUGCUGAUUCCCCUCUGACUCUGCACCAAUUGGGCGCGCCUUGCCUAUCGCAAUGGCAUUCAGCCAAGGUGGCAGCAGGCAGAAGGGGCCACUUGGGUGAACUGCAGCAUCGAUCUGCUGUGCAAUUCUUGAGCAAGGCCCCUCAGGCUCUGCUCGGGUCUCGCUUUGUGCCCCCAGCUUCCCCAAGCAUCUGCCAAAAUCUGCUGGUGCGUUUGGAUGCACGCAAGGCAGCUAGGAGUGGCAGCAAGGUCGUGGCACAAACGACCGCUACAGGGGCAACCCCAGAUGCUGAUGGCUGGAUCAGAUAUCAAGGCAAUGUGAGCAAGGGUCCUCAGGCAGCCUGGCUGCCCAUUGCCAUUGGUGUGGCCACCGGCGUGUACGUGUACCCCAAGAUCCUCCCCUACAUGCUCAUGCUGCUGGACAACAUCCUCCAGCACUGGCCCCCGCACUACCUGGGAAUCACCGCGGUGGACGCACUCCUAGGUAUCCUGGUGCCUUUUUUCCAGGACGUCUUUGCCUCCGCUGACUACGGCCGCAUCAUCGUGGCCUACUUCUCCGCUGUCAUCCUGUCAUGGGCCCUCGCAGCCGGCAUUGAGUCCUCGCGCCUGGACGCCCACCGCAGCAAGCUGAUCAAGUUCUUCUCGCCGCUGGUGUCGGUGGAGAUUUUCUCGGGGGUGGGCGUCCUGACGCCCCUCCUGUGGGUGGCGCCCUUCCUGCGCAUGCCCGGCAACACGGACUCGGCCGCCCAGCUGACCCCCGCUGUCGUGGCCAACAAGCUGGUGUCGGCGCAGCGCGUGCGGCUGCUGUCGCUGGUCAUCCUCGCCUCGUUCGUGCCGUACGUCGCGGGCUACUUUUUGACCUCCACCCGCUACCACGUGAAUCAGCUGCUGGUUGCGCUUCCUCCCCUCGUGUGGCCCCUCCUGUGGGGCUCCACGGGCACCACCGACGCGGACAGCCCCGUCGCGGGCCACUCCGCCGCGGAGCGCCUGCACUCCCUGGCCGUCGGGGUGGGCCUGCUGCAGCACGCGAUGUGCGUGGCGCAGCUGGUGGAGCGGCCCGACAUGCUGGCACGCGCCGCGGGGCUGCUCCACAACCACCCGAUGCACAUGCGGCCCACGCUGUUCGUGCUGGUCACAACGACCAGCCUCUGGGCAGCGUUGCUGUCCAUCCCCCUGGCCCAGGAAGGGCCCAAAGCCGCCUUAGGCGUCGUGGGGAAGAGCAUCCUUCUUGGACCGGCGGCUGCAAUGUCGCUCUACUUUGCGGCAAGGGAGAGGGCGUACCUAGACGUGGCUUUAAGGGCAAAUCCCGUGCUUUGAGGAGCGACAGAAUCAGCAGAUUUCACCACUGCUCCUCGCCUUCUGUAGCGUGUUGAGUGCUUAUGAUUUGGAUGUCUGUCGAAAUUAUGUAACAAGUGGAAUUGUGUUUGAAACUCUCGGCCCUCUGAAAGAGGGAUCGAGUUAUGUAACAAGUAGGAGCGCAAUACGUGCAACUAUGCGAGAGUGAUUGUUUAUAGUAACCAGCAACUUAAUUAAGCCUCAUUUGGCGCGCCGAACUAAAACGUCUAAGUUCCCGGGAAAAGUGUUUGAGGAUACUAAAUCUAACAUUGUACUUCACAACUAACUACACAAAACCUGUUUUGUGGUCACGUCACACAGUGUAGCUUGAUGCAAUCCUCAAAGUAUAUACGAGCU
Messenger RNA from Klebsormidium nitens, 2052 nucleotides. NCBI's taxonomy places the organism in Eukaryota, Viridiplantae, Streptophyta, Klebsormidiophyceae, Klebsormidiales, Klebsormidiaceae. The record is from the annotation of a GenBank genome assembly.